This is a messenger RNA of Cooperia oncophora, 321 nucleotides long. The record is from the annotation of a GenBank genome assembly. Lineage: Eukaryota; Metazoa; Nematoda; Chromadorea; Rhabditida; Trichostrongylidae.
AUGGAUAAUGUUGUUGUUGGAAAAGGAAAGAAGGGAGGUCUUCAUUUGCAAAAGGAGACGCGACUAUGCACGAUUCAUUGCAAAGAUGGUGAAGAGAUAGUAGUAAGAGCAGGUGUUAAAGGUGGUUUGGCUGAGGUGAACGAUCGACUGGUGGACAAUCCUGACCUUGUAAGGACUGCACCAGAAAACCAGGGUUACAUUGCUAUUAUCACGUAUGGUGCUGGCAAAAGAACACCCGAUGAGUUUACGGAGGAGUUACCGCCGAAGAAAGUGUUCCUAAAAAACUAUGGAGAGAGCGCAUCAGAAGCACAAGUGAAUUAG